Molecule: messenger RNA, 6886 nt
Organism: Fopius arisanus
Lineage: Eukaryota; Metazoa; Arthropoda; Insecta; Hymenoptera; Braconidae
Gene: Shrm
Product: Shroom
Exons: 12
Coding region: 480-5153 (1557 amino acids)
Biological process (GO): actin filament organization; cell morphogenesis
Cellular component (GO): apical junction complex; cortical actin cytoskeleton; apical plasma membrane
Molecular function (GO): actin filament binding
Source: RefSeq, a predicted model, not a curated record
UCGCCUGGAGUGGUUACCAGUACCGCGUAAGGCGCGUGUUGAAGCUGAAAUUAGUGAUUCAACAAUUUUCACAUUUUAUUACCCAAAAAAUUCCUCAACAAUCAACACCUAUUCACCAUUUCAAUCGAUCACAAUGAACACCCGUGAUUCCCGCAUUUAAAAAAAUUAUCCAUUUUUUUGUUAAGUGUUAUCAAUGUGAAGACCAGUGCACAAUGAAGUUUAUCAAUUUAUCUUGUUUGUUAUUAUCCCCCGCGCUUUACAUUUGAAUCUGGAAAUUUAAUCCGCUGGUGAUUCCAAUCGAGGGAAUACGAAAGUUAAUUCAGCAGUACCACAGCGUAGUCUUCAACACAAAGAAGGAGUUACAAAAGCACGACGCCAGGGCAAGGCUCGCUGUCAAGGGCGCCAACUCCGUCUACCAUGCAUGCCUCUACAUCGUGUUCAUUCGCGAUAUUCCAGAUGGCGGAAGUGCGUAUCACGCGAUGACGGAACUCCAGACGUCUUUAUCUGGAUAUCGCGGCCAGGACGAGGCCUCGAUUCAUUCCAAUGGUGAUGAAAAUAUUUACAGCUACACCGAGAGCUCUGGUUUUGAUAGUUUUACUUUGGUGCACGAUGAAAGAGAAGCGCAAUCGCCACCUCCAACGCCACCAGUUCGCGACGCAUCGAGUCUCAAGAGUGUCUGUUAUGGCCCAGGUCAUGAGAAAUAUCCGUCCUGGCCGAGUAUCAGAGAUAGUGAGGAGAAAACAGCGGGCUGUAAUGUAGCACUAGGUUCCCACAGAUCGAAAUCAUGGACUGAUCAUACCAAUUAUCCAAAAGAAAAACUAGUUCAAUACACAAGACCGUUGACCAAACGACCCACUCCCACCUUCACCCAGCAGCUCAAGACCGUAAUGGAGAAGUGUGAAAAAAUACCAGCUGAGUCUUUUGAGCCGCGAAAAAAUUUUUCCAACAAUCAGCAACGAGAGCUCAGAGUCUGGCCCCGCGUUGAUAGAGAAGGAAAAGCUUAUGGUGAUAAUGGAUAUGUCGUACCAUCACCACCAGAACGCGAACAGCAUCAGCCACUUCAAACACUUACUCAUGCAGAUUUCGAGGCGUACAUCCGGAAUUAUCCCGAAUCACAAAUCGACUGUUAUGGUGCAACUUUGCCUCAGGAAGGGCUCGAUGAUUUUACAAGAGUUGAGCACAACCAUCAGCCGAGCUAUGCACAGUCUGAGGGCUAUCACAGUUAUGUGUCUAGUCUUGAUUCAACGACCAACACUCCAUUUUUGGAUAGACUGAGAAGGGACAGCGAAGCUGUUGCGCACAGACCGAAUCUAUCUACCUGGGAAGAUAUAUCUCACGAAGGUAGAGACAGUGUUGUGACAACAUCAAGUGGUGGCAGUGCAUCAAGCAGCGAGACAUUGAAGUGGCAUGGAUCAUUGUCUGAUGUUAGUGUGUCUUCUGGACUUCAGGCGCGUCGUUUGAGCUCCGAAAAUUGGCCGCACUCAUCGUUAUCUGAUGUGAACAGUGUUAACGAGACUAUUAAAAAAUUGACAAACGACUGCAAGUGUCAAUCAAGUAAAAAUAAUCAUAACGGAAAAUCAGCGAAAGUUAUCGGUAACGAGUGUUUAUCUGGAAUAAUUAGUCAGUGUACUUUUGUCAGUAAUGGCGUGUGUCAAAUGACAUCCAUGUCGAAAGAUGAUUGUACUGAUGAGCGAUAUUUCAAUAAAAGAGAGACAAAUUCAUUGAUGCGUAAAACGAGUGUAUUAAAUUCGAGUUUGAACGAGCACAAAGAGGAUUGGGGUGUCAUUGAUGACGCAACUGAUAUUGAUCAAGCCAAUGUCACUGUGCACGGCAGUAAACAAUUGAUUGCGCACAGCUCGAGAGUUCAGACACCGCAGAGACAUCACUCUGAGAGUAUUUUGUACUUGGACAAAAAGCGCGGUCAACGGAAAGUGCAUUCUGCAUCGUCACCCUCGUCUGUUCACAGUAAUCAAACGAUUUCGGCAAUUUCACCUCAGCAAAAUCAUCUGUCGGUGUCGGAACGAGUCGAUGAAUUGGAGAAACAACAAAUACGGUACACUUAUCUGGAUCCAGACAAACGUCAUCGGGUAUCAGAUCCAACGCUUAAAGCUAUUCAGAAAAAGGCUCUGUUGUCAUUCUACGAGAGACAUCAUCAAUCCUCCUGGAGAUCCGAGCCACAGCUCGUUCAGGGUGUGCCUCAAGUUCAGCAUUCACCACCUCAGCCGCCAUUUCGCUCAAAAUUAUCGUCACCGAGGCGAGCGAGUUCGGCUUCUGAUUACGCGAAUAGCAAUUGGCGGAGUAAAAAUAGCAAGAGCAGUAACAAUCAUCAUCAUCAGACGAAUCAAAAGAGUAACACGUCGGAUUCACUGAGUCCGAAACACAAACACAGUAACAGCUGUGGAAGUCUUUCAACCGCUUUAUUAGGGCCUGUAAUCGUUGGAACAGCCAUUUCCAUUGACGACUGGGUGCCAGAACGACCGCCCAAAAAACCUCACCUGAGGUCACUUUAUACCGAUCGAAUACCGAGUCCUGAUCUACCUCCACCGUCGCCACCACCUGUUACUGAUAAUGAAGUAUUCAAUUGUGAUGAGCCCUUGCCUCCUCCUCCCGCGGAGUUGCACGAUGGCAUUUUGGAUUUAUGCAAAACGAAUUCACUGUAUCAAGAUCAUAAUGUGAAUGGGAGUAAUACUAUUCGACGAAUGAAAUACGAGAGAACACUCGUUCCGAAUAAUGAGGGAUUCCCCCAUGUGUCUCUCAGAGGAUCGAGUUUUCGGUAUUCGUCGGCAAGAUGUGGGACGGAAAUGAAUAAUAUCAAAUUAUCUACAAAAAUAUCUGAUAUAUCGGAGCAAUAUGGUGGUGAGGGGUGUCACGAAAGGGGUGGACCUAGGAGAUCACUCAGAUCGUGGGGCAUUAACCAAAUCUCCACUGGGAGACACGACAGUGGAACUCUCACUCUGGGUCAAAAACCCCAGCCGCAGGUUUCCAGGAAUCACUCACUAUCCAUCAGUAGACAGGCGUCAAAGCCUGGAAACAAGUUUCCGGAGAGCAAUUGCAAGUCGUCGGAGGAUAGAGCAUCCAGCAAGUACGACGAGUUAUCGCAAUAUUUUCCGUAUUAUCAGCAAUCAACUCAUUACGCUCCACCACUGAAAAGCACUGAUGCACCAAAAAUUUCGCAAUUAUCGCACACACAUUUAAAUUCAUUAUCACCACCGCCAUUAGCACCACGACAGAACAUGUCGGGAGGUAAAUCAAUGCCUCCACCGCCACGGCCAGCACCACCUGGUCAAAUAUUUCAUAGAAAAUCCUCGAAGAAUUCCUACCCAGAUAACAAAACUUACAAAAAUUCCGUGGUACCAGGUCAUGGACACGAAUGGCCGACGUACCCUAAGCGCGAUAAUCCCUUUGUACGUCAAAUAAAUUGUAACGCAUUGCAAUAUCAGACACUCGAUCGACAUACCGAUCACGAUGGAGUUCUCACAGGGAGAAUGAAUGGAUCGAUAAUAUCAAGUGUUAAUUCAACAUCUGAUAAGAAUAACAUGAAUAUCAUUAUGACUAACGAUAAUACGCAAAGAGAUAAUAAAAUGGAGAGAAAUAAUCACUGGGAAGGGGAUGAAAAUCAUUCAGUUAUGACUCCAAUAGAAAUUACUGAGGAUAGUCGGCCCGCACAAAAGGUAACCAUUGAAAUGACACCGAGUAAAGUGGAAUGCGAGGUUUCUAACAAUGCAUGUUCUAAUAACCAUCACUCGACAGCAGGUUCUGUCGGUGAAGUUGAGAGUGUUGAAAAUACUAAUGAUGAAAAUAUAAAUGUUAAUUCAUCGUCAUUAUCGGCUGUACCACUUGAAUAUGCAGAGUUGCAUGAUAACAAUAAUCGUGACAGAUCAAUAACGUCGAAGAGCUUCUCGUCCCCCGGACCUAAUGAGACAAUUGAUUACGAUGAUUUGUUCGUGAAUAAUCACGAUAAUUCGUCUCAUGGGAAUAAUUCUGAGAGCGCAUUGCCUGAGAAUUCACAGAGUGAUGGUUCUAGUCAAAGACUAAAUUCGUGGACAAAGUCUGAAUCGAGGUCACCAUUGCUGUCGAGUAAUUUGACAAUGUCUGAUUUAUCGUACUCAUCAAUAUCAUCACAAUGCUCUCGAAUUGAAUUCUCUCCGUGUGUGUCACCUCAACCCGGCAUUGAAGAGUUGAGACUUCUUCAGAGGACUGAAGUCAUUCUCAGAAUUAAUGCAACACUCGAUGCUGCUUCGCAAACUGAAGUUAUUGAAGCUGUAGAACCGGGGGAUAAUAAUAGUGAGAGAGUUAUUCCAGAGAUGAGGAAAAAAUUGCCAGAGGAAAUUGAGUGUGAAGAAUUGAGUAAGAAUCUUGUUAAUCAACUGGCGCCUCAUGACAAGCUAGUUCCCAUUUUAGUACCGACACCCAACCACAAACGAUCGACAGAUUACGUUUCGGAUCUUUUUCGAGUACAAGCCGCGAUAAAUCCUCGACUCAAGUCCUCGGAGUGCUAUUCACCAGGAACCGAUGCUGAAGGAGAUGAGGAGCAUCAAUAUUCACACCAAAUGAUGGAUGGAGAAGCUGCGAGGAUGAGUGAACUAUCGCUGAGUGAUACUAGUACUGAGAGUGACGAUCAGAGGCAGAAGAAGGAGGAGCUUGUACUCAGGUUAGAUCGCAAAGUCGUGGUGUUGCGGGCUGAACAAGAAGCUGUGCGCGAAGAAGACGAGACGAAUGAAGCACUUGGGGCUAAAGUUACAACGAGAAUUUCCGCGGUGGCAAGACCAGCCGAAAUCGCUAAAUUCCGAUUGCAUAUUGAGGAAGUGGGGAAGAUCACGAGUCUUCUCCUGGGUCUCAGUGGCAGAUUAGCAAGAGUGGAAAAUGCCCUGCAUGGAAUGUCCCCAGAUCAUCCUGAGAAGAAAAUAUUGGAGAGCAAGCGCGACAAAUUGCUCGAACAACUCGAAGAAGCGAAGAUUCUGAAAAUCAACAUCGACAAACGCAGUUCGAACGUCUCAGCAAUUUUAUCGAAAUAUUUGAACGACGAGGAGUUCGCGGACUAUCAACACUUCAUCAAUAUGAAGACAAAAUUGAUAAUGGAUAGUCGAGAGCUUCAGGAUAAAGUAAAACUUGGUGAGGAACAAUUGUCAGCGCUCAAAGAAGCUAUUGGAUAGUUCCAUUAUGUGCAACGAGACGAGUGAAAUUGAACGAGUGCUGUGAUUAUAAUGAAAAACUUAUGAAUAUUAACAUUCCUACAAUUACAACUCAGUAUAAUGCCUGGGAAUAACGAGAGUAUCAUAUGUUGCCUUAGAUUUAUAAUUUUACAAUUUUAUUUCUCAUUGACUACGUAGUACGUGAGUCCAUGAAACUCUGCGAAUUCUCAAGUUCCUAGUCCUUGUUAAGUCCCAGUUAUUCCAGUAAUAGCCUUUUCUCCUUUUUCUCCAUCAUUGAGUCAUCAAUGAACUGUGCAAGCUUCAUUAUUAUACGUGGAGAGAAAAAUACAGGAAAAAGUACGUGUCGAGUCACGUUAUCAUCGGCUGAAGAAUCAUUUCAGUAAUUUUUAUCUACGAUCGCGGUUAAAAAUAAGAGAUGGACAGUAAAUUUUAUUAUUUGCUGCGGUAAAUUUACGGUGCUGUCACGUUUUUUUUUUCCGGACUCGUUACACUUAUUGUUUUAAAUAAAAAAUACGUUGAACGUAAUGAUUACUCAAUUUCACGUAUAUUUCACGUAAAUUUCACGUAAAUUUCACGUGACUAAAACCGUGCUUUUUACGGUUCUAAAGACGUAGCUCGGUAGCUCUGUUGACUCAUCGACAAAGUGUGGAGUGACGAUCGACACAAUAACAAUAACAAACCUCCAGCGUAUGGGUAAGAUCCUUGUCUUACAUGCCAGAGGCCAUCAACUGAAAUCUCGCUUGUACAAAAACAAAACGAUACAGCAAAUUCUACGGAACUGAUUCGUCAAUUUUCCGUUCACCCCAUGUUUACGCUUCAAGCAGUAAUUUUUACGAAACUUCUCACGUACUUUUUCCAGUAUUUAUCUCCGUGUAGUGAACAUAAUUUUCGAUAAUUACGCUAAUAUGUUAAUUUAUUUUCAUGAUUGAUGGAUAAUCCAAAUUCUAAUUUAUUGAAUUGAGAUAAAUUCAUGAGUUGACGCUCAUUCGUUUUGAGAAAGUAUAAUUUACCGUUGUAGUUAUUGAAAAUAAUUUGCCUAGUGCAAUAUUGUGCAAUAUCAUAAAAUUAUGAUGCAGUAAUGAUGCAGCUGGAGAUUCGGUCAAUCAAUAACUAUAUUUGUGAUUUUUAUUUCGGAAUUGCAGUCAUGCAGUAGAUGAGAUUUCAAUUUUUUACUGCCCAUCGCUUUUAACUCCUUCUCGUGAUACCCUGAACAAACAAUAUCUUCCAAUGAACUAUAAUUGAAUGUGUUCGCCAAAAUUUAUUGUUUUUAUACUAAAAAAACAUGUAAUAUUCCAGUGAAAUUUCACUGAACGCUUGUGAUCGUAAUUAUUUUUAAUAUUAAUGCAAGAAAAAUAAUCCAAGUUACUCUGCAAUUAGUACAUAAUCUACUAAAUCUUUGAUUUCGCACUUUAAAAAUUCCUCCGAGCUUUUGACGCCCCGUAAAAAUCAAAAGUCUCGCGACGGAAUCAAUAAACAAUCGAGAAAAAUAUGAACAAUUGUUUAAAACAAUCGCAUUUACCUGCGAGCUGGUGAUUAUUUUACAUGAUUCAAGAGCCUGAAAUCCAAAUGAGCAAAUUCUGGGAGUGUAAUAGUCACUUUUAAUUUUUCAUUUGCAGUAAUAAAUUUGUACAUAAAAAAAUCAUGGAAAAUUAUAAUAUAAUAUAAAACAACCAGCUUGGUGCUAUGAAUUAAUGUCUUCUUGUAAAUAUAUGAAUUUUUCCGUAUAACACAUA